UCACGCAUAAGUGGUAAUAUCCUCCCCACUUUUCUAUACUGUAAAGCUGCCAACAAUUUCUUUCAUUCACGCCAAUAUUUAGUUUCCGGGAGGUAAUUCUCUUCCUCUUUCUUAUUUAAUACAUCACGUCGUGUGAGGGGAUUGGAAGGGGUAUAAAACGUGUUAGAAGAGAGAAAGAUUGGCCAUAAAAUAUAGCUACCUAUCAGGCUUCCAUUACUCUGGCGUCCAAUUCCGAAAAAUUCAAAUCUACGUAUGCUAAUGAACGGAAAGCGGUUUCAAGUGGGCUACAUAAUUAUCAUACAUCGUCUUUGCGUUCGCUGUGCAACGAGAGUACGAUCCCACCCGUGCUGAGUGCCAUUCGUUACUUAGAAGAUUAAGUGUGAGCGCUAAUGCUCUUUAUUCCGCACACAGAAAGUAAUUUAUGUGUCAGCACAUUAUGAAAUGCCGCCAUGUAUAACGGAACCCCCAAUCGUUAUCGGUGCCUUAUUAGUCGAUAUGCGCACAUACUACACGUAGCGUAAACAACAGACGUAUACGUGUAUAUAUCCGUAUUGAUUAUAGAAUCAUUCACGCAGGCGGUCGGUCACUCGAUUCCCCAUACUGGAGCUUGGUGUGAAGAGUUGACCGUUAAAUUGAACCGACAGCGUUGCACUAUGACUUGGCCAGGAGGCAUGAGAAAAACAUGAUGUGCAGCAGGGCUGUUGCUUGAAUAUAUACACAGCUCCUGUUUGCUGGCUCCAGUCUUUUUUACCAACUUUGCAAGCGACGUGACUCUCUACUCUGCCAGCUGCGCUGAAGAAACUUGGGGGAAAAAAAAUUACAAGAUACAAACAAUCUUUGACGAAAAAGAGAAAAAAGAGAUUCUUUUUCUACCCACAUCCUUGGCUCGAUUUGAUGUAAAAGAAAACAAAAAAUAUCGAGAGAAGGGAACACUCUUUUAUGUAUACUAAUACGUAUACUGUAUAUAUAUACAUAUACACAGUAAGGGAGCUUAUUCCCUAUUGGUGCUGCUUUUUCUCUCGUUCCGAACAUGGCUAGAUAGUCUAGAAAGAGAACGGCAGGGAGGAGCUUAUAUCGAUUGGGCGGACAUGACGAACGACACAGGAGUUGAACUGGCGUGCUGCUAUUCCGCAUAUAUAUACAUCCCUCUAUAUGCCCGUUAGUGCUGCAUGUCGCAUCGUAAAUUUUCAGCUUUUUCAACAGUGGUCGCCAUCAAAACCAGAAGUCUGCAGCAAAAUGGAGGGAGGAAAAAAAAAUUCAAUGCUUCCCGAGAGAUGCAUGUAUAAGAUCUAAAUGUGUGUAUAUGUAUUUGUAUAGUUGGGUUGUGCGUUGUUCGAUACACACAACUUUGUCUGUGCAGCAGAAUAUUCAUGUUGUUAGGCAAAGAGCUCUGAAGGCUCUCCACCUAAAAUUACGAAAGUUGAAAAGUAUCUUUUAUAUCUCUUAAAAAUAAAAUGGUGGACUAUUUGAUGCUGUGAGAUGUAUUUAUUCUAUGCUUCUAUGUCUAUUGUACCGAUAGACUCAAAGACAUGGGAAAGAUGAAUUCUUUUGGACAAGGAACAUCCAUUAGCUUUCCGUGACAUAAUCAACAAGAAAAAAGAACGAGAGAAUUCUUUCAUGUGGGCUCGGAUUCCAAAUUCCUCAAUUUGUGUUCGGGCUGAGCUGUAUAUUGUAAUCACGCAAGGUUUUCUCGUAUACACAAGAUAGCGUUAACUUGACUGAUAUUUUCCUAUUUUUGGACGUGUUUCAUGGGUGCCUGCUUCGUUGUGGCUAUGAAACUUAAAAAGCGAGACUGAACUAAAACGAAUUAUGUUGGGUAUUCUUUUUUUUUUUCUUUGUUACCCACAGACAAUGACGCAUCAUUCUCUUCGUGUUGCAUUUGAUUCAUUCGAGCUGACCGUUAUUUUUUUUUCCUUUUUUUUUGUUCGGUAUAUUUGAUGUUAUACAGAUAUAUAGGUCUAUAUUUACAUAAGGACAAGAUGUAAAAGGUAGCGUGUGGCGGGAGUGUGUGGAUGUUACAACAAAAACAACAAAACAAUAAAGAAAGGGUCCUCCGAACAUCGCACAUGUCUAAGCUACGCUACAUACUAUUGGUUGCGCCCUGGUGAAAGACUUUUACAGAGAUUCCCAAUAAUAUCACUAUAUUUAUAUUGCUUCCGCACUUCUUUCCUCUUCCAUAUCCGCUUGAUUAGUUUCGAUCCGGAAAAGAAAUGACAUAGAUCUGGUCUCUACAUCGAAAAGAAAAAGAGACAAAGACAGAAUAUAAGGCGAUGACCGUGGCCGGCACGCCAUCAAAAUGGACAGCUAAUUUGUCUUGUAAUGUAUUUUUUUUUUUUUUUUACGCUUUCAUCUUUGUUCUCUGUUGUAAAAUAGCCAAGCACUUGAUCUUCAUCAUGCAUUUGAGAAGGCUCGCUAAAUGUCAAUUGAAUUUGAGAAAUAAAACAGGAUCUCUCCCGAUGGCUGAUCGAGCUGCAAAAUUCGUCUUUUUUUUUCUCCAUCGGAUGGUUUGUGCGAAUAAACAUCGAAUGGGCGUUAUAUACAUUAUGAACGAAAGCUUUAAACGAUUACAACUGUGUCCUCUGUUCUCUGCUGCUCCCGUCCGCACUGUUCGAUUUUGCAAGAUGCGCGUUCAAUGGCGGGUCAGAAACGGCUUCAAUUCGCCAAGGGUAGCCCAUAUUCAACUGUCAAAGUUAGUGUUCCGGCUAGCCGUCACUAGCUGCUAAAAAAAUAGGCAAGAAAUAAAAAGGGGAGCUAGGAAAAAGAACUGUCCUGCUGCACUGGCAACAGUCGGCAGACGACACGGGCUGAGAGCGGUCGUGACUGGGGGACGCGUGACACGACAAUAAUAACAACCAGAAGAACAUUACAAACGAUUAGACGUCCCUCACGUUCUGCUAAUUACCAGGUCCGGAUUAGCCAUACCCGGUGUAUCUGGAUUUAAAGUGAUUCCUGUCUUCAGCUACGUUUUUACUGUUAUUCGACCUGCACUUCAAGGUAAAAGACGACUAGCGACGGAAAAUCUUGCUAGCUCUUAGCUCGUGAAAGGAAAAAUCGCUACAUGUGUUGCCAACUUCGUCGUACGCGCCAACAAAGAAUCUCUCUGCUGAGUUACUCUUCACCUAGUUGAAUCUGUUUUCUCUGUCUGUGGCUGCCAUUUUUGGAUUUGCUCAAUAGUGUAGGAGGUUUACUGCCUACCUGCGCUUCAUCAAUCAAUCACCUUUCAUCAGCCAAACUUUAGGAAACUGCUUAGUGGACUGAGAUCAUGAUAUCUCUCCUGUCGACAUCAUCAUGGGUGAUCUUCAAGCAACACUAGAGCUCUUUGUGGAAUUGAAUAAGUUCUACAAUGUGGAUCUCUUCCAACGAGGAAUAUACCAAGUGCGGGGGCACUUGAGGACGUCACCCAAGAUCGCCGUUAAACUGGAAGGAUCGCUCUACCAUCGACCAAACGGAAACAACAAUAGCGGUCAAGGAACGGGCAGUGGUAGCCAGCAGCAAACCAGCUCCUCUGCAUCUACGGCCAACAUCCUACACCCGGCUUGCGUCCUCAACGGCUCUUUUAUCAGUCAAACAUUCCAGAUCCUGUACCGCAACGAGGACGUCUGCCUGUCGGACAUGGCCCAAUUUAGAUUGCACGUCCUAGUGGACAGCCAUAAGAUUGAGGAGACGCUCGAACGAUUAGAUUUACAUCUGGUGAUGGAGCUGUGGUUCAGCGAACAGGGCUACAGUCUGGGAGAUUCGGGAUUGGAUUCCCAGGAACGUUUCAGCAACGGAAGCGGUAGCGGUGGCGGCGGCAUUUUGUGCGUCUCAAGCCGGACGCUGCAACUUCAUUUGUCGCCCACGCGCGGCUUACACUACCACCUGCCUGUUCUUUUCGACUAUUUCCAUCUGGCAGCAAUCACGGUCACCGUCCACGCCUCUCUCAUCGCCGUCCACCAACCUUACAUCAAGAGGAGUAUGAAACACCUGGUGCAGAGUUGCGCUCCUCGAAGCGGCCGAUCUCGGAUGGGCAACAAUGCACGGACGUCGUAUUCGCGUUACGAUGAAUCGUCGUUCGAUAGUUUCUUCUUCCCCGGAGGGACCGGAGUCAAGUCGACAGGCCAUGCCGGUUGGCGGUUGGCUCAAGCUCGACAGGUCCACAGGGACGUCUGCAGUUUGCUGUCGGCGUCUGCUGAAUCACUGCGAUCCGCACGGCGCCGCUUUCUCAACGAGCUGCCGGAAGACGAUGAACACUCUAGACUGCGCAACGCUGAAGAGCAGAAGAUUACCGCAUCCGCAUCGCAAGUCACCCUGGGUGGCAGUCGCGACGGUCACGUGUCCGACUGCGAGGAGGAAUUUGUUGCAGCUGCUAAUAACGAGAUCGGACAGCUUUGCGCUCAUAAUGUCCUUCUCUGGCGCAAGUUGUUGGACGUUUUUGCCGGAAGCGAACCCGUCCGCUUGAUGCUGGCACAACAGCAUCAUGCCCACCGGGUCAGACGUUUCGCUGAGGCAUUUUAUGUUGUCAAUCACCCAAGGCCGGCCAUGGCCAACUGCAACGACGCCGAUGUACACACCUACCUCUACGUGACGGAAGCGCUGCGCAAAUCCAGGUACCUGGCCAGCUUGCCACCAUUGCCGGUAGAGUGCCUAGAAAUGAACGGCGAUAUCAACACUUUGCCUGUCAUUUUCGAGGAUCGUUAUGAGCCGCUAAUCAGCGUCGGAUCGAAGAAGAGAUCUAACACUAAUCCUUCGACUAAGUCGAUCACACCGCAGCAUUGUGACGGCCCUCUAGAGUUUCAUCAGCCCAUUUACGAAGAGAUCAACCCACAGACCCCGACUGGCAACAAAGCGCUCUUGCAACAGCAGUCACGGCAAUCGCAUCGUCCUGCGGGUGCCACUUUAGUAGUGAAUCAUGUUUAUCGAUCACUGCCUCAGACGCCCCUCAUUAGCGGAGCGUCUCCAUCCGUCCUGCAUCACCACCUGGGCCAGCAAGAAUUGCUGCUAGGAGAUCAUCGAAGACGCUCGUAUGGCGGAGAAAAGGGUCAGAUUCAAGCGGAAUUAGCACGUCCUGUCGUCUCGAUGAUGGCGUCAUCACGUCCCGACGAUGAAAGCGAGGAACCUCUCGUUCGUCACGAUGACGACGACGCUGACCGUUUAAAUGACAACGGCAACUCGGCAGGCAGAUCACGUUUCAAAUUCCGGCCGUUGGUCACUAGCAAGAGCUCGGAAAACUUCCAGCAACUAAGACGGGUCGCCAUGGCAGCCGCUGCCAGAAGAAAUCCAUCUCUGCCCGUCAAAUUACUCGGUUACAAGCCUCUGAUGGAGAGCAGCGUAGUUAAUCCGCAAUCCAAUAGCGAAUCGUUACCCGAUCUCAAAUUCACAACUCCCCAUUCCCCCAGCCGACAGGCCGUUACACAGCGGACGAGGCCGCCGACAUCGGAUCUGGCUUUUUGCCACAGCGUAUCCGAUCCGGCUCUUGUUCGCGCUUCCAGCGGACGGACCUUAAAAACAAAUGAUAUCACUGUCAAAGCUAUGGCGCCCUCAAGUCCUCUCAUUGAGCGUCUGCGAGCUGACGGUUUGAAUUCCUCAGCCAGCGACUGCAGUGACCAGAGCGGAUGGGUGUCUUCGACCAUGUCCAGCCGACAGAAUAGCCCGCCACCAGCUCAUCAUCGCUGCCGAACCGAGCAUUGUUAUCCUGAUUCAGAGCCCGCUCCGCUAGCUCCGCCGGAAGAGUUCCAAGAUCCGCCUCGGUUGAGAAACUUUGCCGCCAAGCGGUACAACCUGAACUCCAUGCUCAUCUCACCCAAGCGAGACGCUCCACCUGAAGGUACCCGUGGAACAUUCCGCAGCCUUGGAGAAGACGUGGGCAGCUGCAGCAGCAGCACUAAUGGCAACCAGCCCAGCCGUAGCAAACCGCGCCCACUUAGUCAAGAAGAACUCCGGUUGUUGCAGUUGUUAUUGUACGAAAUGUGCCGGCCAGGCCAACCGAAUCCUCUCAUUAGAGCGUUGUCUCAUUCACUUUACGAGUCGUUGGCUGUUUCUCUAUCUUUGACGUCCAAUAAUCCGUCCGGCCAGAACUACAAGAUGCCAGAGCCGAAUGUUUCGCAUUCUACGUCCCUGCCCUGCCUCAUUAAAAAUCAUGACGACGAACGACUAGACUUGCAUCCUUUACAUGCGCAAUACCAAGAAAACCAACGCCAGUUGCAACAGCAGCAGUUGCUGCAGCAACAACAGCAACAACAGCAGCAGCAGCAUGCUACGCCGCCAGAACAACGCGCCUCCAUUCAGGCCAAUAUUCAGCAGCGAUCUGUGUCUCUGUCGACGCUUCAACCUAAAGAAGAAAAGCCUGAAGGCGAAGGCGAAGGCGAAGAGCUCCUGCAGCAAAAGUUGGUUUCGAUGCUGGGUGACGGUACGCUUUCCUUCCUCAAAGCCAAGGAGGAUUUUAAACGUCAGAUUCACUUUAACGGGACGUUGUAUUCGGAUAUUCAUCCAAUCAAUCCGACGUCGCCUUAUUUCCACGUGGCUGAGGAGUUGAGGCCCUUCUCGCCCGAGGGACUUCACUUGAUCGUUUGCGUCCACGGACUCGAUGGAAACUCUGCUGAUCUGAGGCUGGUCAAAACCUAUCUGGAAUUGGUUUUGCCCGGUUCCAAUUUGGACUUUCUCAUGUCCGAACGCAAUCAGGGUGGGACGUUCAGCACAUUCGAUACGAUGACCGACCGCCUCGUAUCCGAAAUCUUCUGCUAUCUGGAGGGCAAUAAUCUCAAUCCGAAAAGGAUCAGUUUCGUCGGUCACUCACUGGGCACCAUAAUUAUACGAUCGGCUCUAACGCGACCGCAGAUGCGACCCCUUUUGCCCAAACUCCAUACUUUCCUCUCACUGUCUGGGCCUCAUCUGGGCACCCUUUACAAUUCUUCCGGACUGGUCAAUAUGGGCUUAUGGUUAAUGCAACGCUGGAAAAAAUCUGGCUCGUUACAGCAGCUAUCUUUAAAGGAUGCUGAAGAUCCGCGCAAUUCUUUCCUAUAUAAACUAGCUAGAAACUCGGAAUUGCAUCAUUUUCGCUAUGUGAUUCUUUCAGCAUCUGCUCAGGAUCGAUAUGUUCCUCUACAUUCGGCUCGCGUGGAAAUGUGUCGAGCAGCCGUGAAGGAUCCCACCGUUUUGGGCACAAUCUAUCAGGAAAUGGUUCAUAAUAUCCUCGGUCCAUUGAUGAAUAACGAUAAAGUGACGGUAGUCCGUUACGAUAUCCAUCACGCUCUGCCAUCAACUGCCAACGCCCUGAUCGGUCGUGCCGCACACAUUGCGGUACUCGAUUCCGAACUUUUCAUUGAAAAGUUUCUUCUCGUCGUAGGAUCAAAGUAUUUUCAAUGAAAGAAUCAAUUUCAUGAUCUCAUCUACCUUAGCCGCCUCGUCCAGCUGGUGGGUAGACAACAAAAAAAUGUAGGUAAUAAUGGCGGAUCUGUGUGAAAAAGAAGAACAAAAGAUGUUUUAAGUACUUUGAAUUAAGUGUUGAAAUUUAGAACAAAAAAGAAUCUGGUCAACCGUCCAAUGCUACAAUAAGAAGUCGAAUGACGAUGGUAUGGGGACGACCAUUUUGUCAAGUAAAACGUUCUCGUUCGGUCAUUUUCUCUUGUACAUAGAGAUUUUAAAUUAGUCUUUGACAACUUUUUUCGACCCUUCGUUGCACCGAUCAAAAUCUCUAAUCCCGUUCGAUUUUUUUUUUCCUAUCAUUGUUUAUUCAUCUGUUAUCUUGAGUUUUGAUGCAAUCAUGCCCUCCUGCUGAUCUAAAAGUCUUCCCAGUGAAUAUUCCUUGAAAAUAUUUGGCAGCAGAAAUCGACAUUAGUUGGGGGAAAACAACCAAAGUGAAACUUUCAAACCAUUUGAAUCAAGGUUCCUGUGUGUAAAAUCCAUGUAUAGGAGAUGAUUUAAAAAAGAAAACAAAAAAAAAAACGCUCAUACUUUUUGCACGACCAUGAAUAUCUCGUAUACAAACAUUGGAAAUCAAGUAUUCUGUCAUUUCUCAAUAUAAGUUUCUCCACUUCCUUCUCGCCAAUCUUUCCCUUAAUUGAUUUUGUUGUUUUCGUUUCGCAUGAGCCAAUUCUCAUGAAAAUUUGUUGAUGUAUAUCAUGUGCCCAACAGUUAUAUGUGCAAUUUUUGCUUGUUUUUACAUGACACCAUUCGACUCAA
Molecule: messenger RNA, 8157 nt
Organism: Daphnia magna
Lineage: Eukaryota; Metazoa; Arthropoda; Branchiopoda; Diplostraca; Daphniidae
Product: protein FAM135A
Source: RefSeq, a predicted model, not a curated record